Messenger RNA from Erinaceus europaeus (western European hedgehog), 1958 nucleotides. It is a transcript of the gene P4HB, whose product is annotated as prolyl 4-hydroxylase subunit beta. Bases 85 to 1617 code for a protein of 510 amino acids. Gene Ontology annotation, biological process: response to endoplasmic reticulum stress; protein folding. Lineage: Eukaryota; Metazoa; Chordata; Mammalia; Eulipotyphla; Erinaceidae. Gene Ontology annotation, molecular function: protein disulfide isomerase activity. The transcript has 11 exons. Gene Ontology annotation, cellular component: endoplasmic reticulum; external side of plasma membrane. The record is from RefSeq and is a predicted model, not a curated record.
UUAUAAGGGCGGGGCUGGUGGCGCGCGGCCUCGUCGCCUCGGCUGUCCCGGCGGCGCCAACUGAAGAGCUUCCUUGCUUCCACCAUGCUGAACCGCGCUCUUCUCUUCCUAGCCCUAGCCGUACUGGCCCGCGCGGGCGCUGACGCCCCCGAGGAGGAGGACAACGUACUGGUGCUCAAGAAGGACAACUUCGAGCAGGCUCUGGCGGCGCACAAGUACAUGCUGGUGGAGUUCUAUGCCCCUUGGUGUGGUCACUGCAAAGCCCUGGCUCCUGAGUAUGCCAAAGCUGCUGGGAAGCUGAAGGCGGAAGGCUCCGAGAUCAGGUUGGCGAAGGUAGAUGCCACAGAGGAGUCCGACCUGGCCCAGCAGUAUGGUGUGCGCGGCUACCCCACCAUCAAGUUUUUUAAGAACGGAGACACAGCGUCCCCCAAAGAAUACACAGCUGGCCGAGAAGCUGAUGAUAUUGUGAACUGGCUGAAGAAGCGCACAGGCCCCGCUGCCACCACGCUGUCAGACGCUGCUGCUGCAGAAGCCCUGGUGGAUUCCAGUGAAGUCGCAGUCAUCGGCUUUUUCAAGGAUGUGGAGUCAGACUUUGCCAAGCAGUUCCUGCUGGCGGCAGAGGCCAUCGAUGACAUCCCCUUUGGGAUCACAUCCAACAGUGCCGUAUUCUCUAAGUACCAGCUGGACAAGGAUGGGGUUGUCCUCUUUAAGAAGUUUGAUGAAGGCCGAAACAAUUUUGAAGGGGAGAUCACCAAGGAGAAGCUGCUGGAUUUCAUCAAGCACAACCAGCUGCCACUGGUCAUCGAGUUCACGGAGCAGACAGCCCCGAAGAUAUUUGGAGGUGAAAUCAAGACCCACAUUCUGCUGUUCCUGCCCAAGAGCGUGUCUGACUAUGAUGGCAAACUAAGUAACUUCAAGAAGGCAGCAGAGGGCUUCAAGGGCAAAAUCCUCUUCAUCUUCAUCGACAGUGACCACACAGACAACCAGCGCAUCCUGGAGUUCUUUGGCCUGAAGAAGGAGGAGUGCCCGGCCGUGCGCCUCAUCACCCUGGAGGAGGAGAUGACCAAGUACAAGCCCGAGUCCAGCGAGCUGACAGCCGAGAAGAUCACCGAAUUCUGCCACCGCUUCCUGGAGGGCAAGAUCAAGCCCCACCUGAUGAGCCAGGAGCUCCCUGAGGAUUGGGACAAGCAGCCUGUCAAGGUGCUGGUGGGCAAGAACUUUGAGGAAGUGGCUUUUGAUGAAAAGAAGAAUGUCUUUGUGGAAUUCUAUGCCCCAUGGUGUGGUCACUGCAAGCAGCUGGCCCCCAUCUGGGAUAAACUGGGAGAGACGUACAAGGACCACGACAACAUUGUCAUUGCCAAGAUGGACUCCACGGCCAACGAGGUGGAGGCCGUCAAAGUGCACAGCUUCCCCACACUAAAGUUCUUCCCUGCCAGUGCAGAAAAGACGGUUAUUGACUACAACGGGGAACGGACGCUAGAAGGCUUCAAGAAGUUCUUGGAGAGUGGCGGCCAGGACGGGGCAGGGGACGAUGAUGACCUGGAAGAUCUAGAAGAAGCUGAGGAGCCUGAUUUGGAAGAAGACGAUGACCAGAAAGCUGUGAAGGAUGAACUGUGAGGUGGCCACUCAGCCUGGGCCCAGCAUUCACCUCAGUGGCUGCACCCCCAGCAGCAGUCGCCUCCAGAAGCCACAGACCCUCACGGGGGAGGACCUCGCUCGGAAACGCAGGGAACUUUUCUGAAGCUCCACCUCAUUCUCACACAUGUCAAUCCAAACCCGUCUCUUCCACUGGCUUUUCAAUUUUUGGAAAGGGAUUUAUCUCCAGGCCAGCCCAUCUGGGCAUGCCUUCUUCCUCCUCCUCCUCCUCCUCCUCCUCCUCCUCCUCCUCUUCUUCUUCCUCUUCCUCUUCCUCUUCCUCCUCCUCUUCUUCUUCUUCUUCUUCUUCUUUUUUUUUUUUU